Messenger RNA from Gongylonema pulchrum, 471 nucleotides. The record is from the annotation of a GenBank genome assembly. NCBI's taxonomy places the organism in Eukaryota, Metazoa, Nematoda, Chromadorea, Rhabditida, Gongylonematidae.
AUGCAAAAAGCUGGUAAACAUGUAUCUGCGGCUCCAUGCUGCUCUAUAACGCAGCACCCUCAUCCCAACCGAUGCCCAUUCUGCUGCAUGCCGGAAAAAACCAAAGCAUGGCCAACAUGCGCCCAGACCGUUGCAUUUUCGUUAAUUUCUCUAAAUGCAGCGCAGCUGAAGUUGUUUUGGUUUUUUGAAGGAAUCUAUGCUGAAAAACUCCAUGGUAGAAAAUCUGAACCAUUCUGGAUCGGUGUUCGUAAGGUUGGUUACAAAUGGAUGAUGCCAGCAGAGGACAAACCUUUCGGAUACACUCCGGUCACUUUUACGAAUUGGGGACCGUCACAACCAGAUGGCUGCUGUUCGCACGAUGUUACUUGUGUCGUGGUGAAUCGCUGGGGUAACAAAGGGGAAUGGGAUGAUCAGGGCUGCAACAGCUACGUGGGAAACGCUGGCGCUAUUUGCCAGAAAAAGGGAUUGUGA